This is a messenger RNA of Drosophila mauritiana, 2260 nucleotides long. It is a transcript of the gene Trap1, whose product is annotated as heat shock protein 75 kDa, mitochondrial. The transcript is spliced from 3 exons. The record is from RefSeq and is a predicted model, not a curated record. Bases 91 to 2166 code for a protein of 691 amino acids. Gene Ontology annotation, molecular function: protein kinase binding; ATP binding; ATP-dependent protein folding chaperone. Gene Ontology annotation, cellular component: mitochondrial inner membrane. Gene Ontology annotation, biological process: protein folding. Lineage: Eukaryota; Metazoa; Arthropoda; Insecta; Diptera; Drosophilidae.
UUGGUUUGGCUACACUGUGCACACAUGUGCGCUGGAACAAACUUCGUAGUUGGGUAACAUUUAAGUUGGACAAAACAUUAAAACAAAGAGAUGUCAGUGCGUGCGAUGGGAGUACUGGGCCAGGCGUGCCGCCUCGGUCGCUGUGCCCAAGUGUUGAGGCAGAGUCACCGAUCCGCCCCAGCAGCGUUCAAUAUCGCCCUUGGAUCGCAGCAUUCGCCGGGUGCUCUCUCGCUCCGUCGCUACUCCACUGAAACCAAGCAGGCAUCGGGGACAGUGGUGGACAAGCAUGAGUUCCAGGCAGAGACGCGCCAGCUACUGGACAUUGUGGCUCGUUCCUUAUACUCCGACCACGAGGUCUUUGUGCGCGAGCUUAUUUCGAAUGCAAGCGAUGCGCUAGAGAAAUUUCGGUACACCUCGUUGAGUGCUGGAGGCGAGAAUCUGGCUGGAAAGGACCGUCCUCUGGAGAUUCGUAUCACCACCGACAAGCCACUGAUGCAGCUAAUCAUCCAGGACACGGGCAUCGGCAUGACCAAGGAGGAGCUGGUCAGUAACCUGGGCACUAUCGCACGCAGCGGAUCAAAGAAGUUCCUGGAGCAGAUGAAGGAGACCCAGCAGGGAGCCAGCUCGGAGGCAUCCUCGAACAUUAUUGGUCAGUUCGGCGUGGGCUUUUACUCUUCCUUCAUUGUCGCCAACAAGGUAGAGGUGUUCACGAGGGCGGCUGUGCCUGAUGCUCCCGGACUGCGUUGGUCCACGGAUGGCAGUGGAACCUACGAGAUCGAGGAGGUGCCUGACGUUGAGUUGGGAACGCGAAUCGUGCUUCAUUUAAAGACCGAUUGCCGUGAAUAUGCGGACGAAGAGAGGAUCAAGGCGGUGAUCAAGAAAUACAGCAACUUUGUUGGCUCACCCAUCUUGCUAAACGGAAAGCAGGCCAAUGAGAUCAAGCCUCUGUGGCUUCUUGAGCCUCAAAGCAUCAGCAAGGAGCAGCACCAUGACUUCUAUCGGUUCAUUAGCAAUAGCUUUGAUGUCCCGCGCUUCACCCUACACUACAAUGCUGACGUACCCUUGAGCAUCCAUGCGCUGCUGUACUUCCCCGAGGGAAAGCCUGGUUUGUUCGAGAUGUCUCGGGACGGAAACACCGGUGUGGCUCUCUACACCCGCAAGGUGCUUAUUCAAUCCAAGACAGAGCAUCUGCUGCCCAAGUGGCUGCGCUUUGUAAAGGGUGUUGUCGACUCUGAGGACAUUCCACUCAACCUGAGUCGCGAGCUGCUCCAGAACAGCAGCCUGAUUCGCAAACUGUCCAGUGUGAUUUCCACCCGCGUGAUCCGUUUCCUCCAAGAGCGCUCCAAGAAGCAGCCAGAGGAGUACGAGGCCUUCUACCGCGACUAUGGGCUCUUCCUGAAGGAGGGAAUUGUAACAUCCAGCGACGCCUCCGAAAAAGAAGAAAUCGCUAAACUUCUGCGUUUCGAAUCCUCCAAGUCGGAGACCGCCAGUGGGCGCAUGUCGCUGGAGGAGUACUACAACGCCGUUCCCGCAGAACAGCAGAAUAUUUACUACUUAGCAGCACCCAACCGCGUUCUUGCCGAGUCCUCGCCCUACUACGAGAGUCUGAAGAAGCGCAACGAGCUGGUGCUCUUCUGUUACGAACCCUAUGAUGAGCUGGUGCUCAUGCAGCUGGGCAAGUUCAAAAGCAAAAAACUCGUAUCCGUGGAGAAGGAGAUGCGCGAAGAGUCCAAGGAGACAACAACGACCGCCGACUUUGGCGAGGGCAGUCUGCUGCGCUCAGAGCUCGACGCUUUGAUUCCUUGGUUGGAGGAGGAGCUCAAGGGGCAGGUUAUUAAAGUAAAAGCCACCACUCGUCUAGACACCCAUCCCUGUGUAAUCACUGUUGAGGAAAUGGCUGCCGCUCGCCACUUUAUUCGCACCCAGAGUCACCAGGUCCCAGAACAGAAUCGAUUUGCCCUGCUUCAACCAGAACUGGAGAUAAACCCAAAGCACCCCAUCAUCAAGAAGCUUAACAAGCUCCGUGAGAGCGACAAGGAUCUGGCCCAACUUAUCGCCAAGCAGCUCUUCGCAAACGCAAUGGUGGGUGCCGGUUUGGCUGAGGAUCCCCGCAUGCUGCUAACCAACAUGAACACUCUGCUUUCGCGGGCCCUGGAGAAAUACUAGAGUGCGCCGUAAAAGGAACAGUGUAGAUCUACCGACUAUGUAAUAUUAAUUUCUAUAAUUAAUUUGAUAAAACGUGUUGAAAUAGUUUUAAAUA